GCAAUGCAUUCAAUAAUUACGACGUGUGCUAUUUUAUUCUUAUACUGGCUUAUUUUUUCAACAUCUGUGGAGAAUGCGCAGGAGGUUUCAGAGUCCAUGCCGAGUUGUUUUUCAUUGGAUUGUAUGAAUAAAUAUCAACGUUACUUACUUUUAAGAAAAACAGAAUGGAAUGCCAUUAAAGAAAGCAGCACAAUUGUCGAACUUGAAAAAAAGGCUGAAAUAGACUCGAUAAAUAAUGAACUCUUACAAACAGAGGCGUUCAAAAAUUUGACUUUUGGAUUAAUCAACAUUUUUGGCAAACUAAUUGAUGAUAAUUAUUCGAUUGACAUGUCAAAUUCUUUCCAUGGAGAAACCUUACAGCUUAUAUCAAAAUUUUAUUAUAAUACUCUGAAAACUAAUGGCACGGAUUUUCUGCAGAAAGUGUGGAAACAAAAUGUAAAUGAAGGUGAUCAUGAGCACAAAGUGAUAACGGAUGAUGAUAACUAUGAACAUGAUCCUCAUCGCGAAAAUAUGGCUUCCGACCUAGUUAAUAACUUUCUGCAAGAAGUAGGCGUUGAAGCAGAUCGUUUGGAGAAGAACAUGCAUAAUCAUAAGUUCACAGAUGCUUCUAAGAUGCAUGGGUCUCUUGAUAUGGUUGUCAAAUUAGAAGAUGAUGAAGAUGGAAAAAAACAAAGUCUUGAAUUAUCUCAAAGUGAAGAAUCGCGCCGUCACAGUUCUAACAAAGUAAUGAUGCUAGUUGAUCGUGACAAUAACGAAUACAUUCUUAUGAGACCAAAUGAUUUGUCUAUGUUCUAUGAAGUUGCUGGUUGUGUUCUCGGUCCUGUUGGAUUCAAUAUGACUCAGGAACUUAUUCAAACAGAAACGCUUUCGCAAUUUGGUGUUAUUUUUAUUGUAUUUAUGUUAGGAUUGGAAUUUUCGUUUAAUAGGCUUAAGUCAAUAUGGCAAUUUGCACUAGGCAGUGUUACUAUGAUCUUCACCUUAAUCCUUAGUCUAUCGGUUUUUAUAGGAUUUGUUAUAGGUGCUAAGACAAAUGAGGCGAUUUUUGUAGGUGCAUGUGUGUCACUUUCAAGUACAGCUAUUGUGAAAAGAUUAAAUUGCACAGAACUUGAUCUUAUAGUUGCAAAUUUACCUAUUUCCCGGAUUUUAAAAACUAUUAAAGGGUCCAAUAAACAUGAACUCUUUCUCCUUGGAUCCAUAUCUUUAUGUCUUAUAAUGUCACAUGUUUCAUUUAUGCUUGGACUGGGUGUUGAAAUUGGAUGCUUCAUAGCAGGCAUAUUGAUCAGCAACCAUAAAUCCAUAGCCGAAUCUUCUAUCACGCUUGUAGAACCAGUCAAAGACAUAUUUUCAUGUCUUUUUUUCUCAAGCAUUGGGCUUCAUGUAUAUCCGAGCUUCUUUAUUAAUGAAGGAACAUUGUUAUUUAUUCUAACAAUCUGUGCAAUAGGAAUUAAAUUCGUUACUUGUAGUGUAACUUUAAUGGUAUUUAGGCACACUUUUGAGCGUGCCACCACAAUGGCUAUUGGACUGUCUCAGAUAAGUGAAUACGUUUUUAUCCUCUCCAGUCGUGCCAAAAGUCUUGAAAUUAUAUCGAGGGAGGUAUACUAUGUAAUUUUAGCGGUAACUUCUCUAACUCUAAUGAUUACGCCUAUAUUAUGGAAUAUAAUCUAUAGAAGACAAAAGGAUAUUCCAAUAGGAGGGUAUCGGUUGUUAACCAAUGAUUCGGAUUUCAUAAUAUCAUUACCAAUAAAUAAUGUAGAAAAAGCAGAAUAA
Racocetra persica is the source of this 1767-nucleotide messenger RNA. NCBI's taxonomy places the organism in Eukaryota, Fungi, Glomeromycota, Glomeromycetes, Diversisporales, Gigasporaceae. The record is from the annotation of a GenBank genome assembly.